AGAAAGGUUGACGACUUGGCUACUGGAGUGACUGAUACCUUCACUGCCUCAGGGUCCUUUGCGCUGAUGGGGAUACGAUUCCUUGCAAAUGCUGUGUUCUGGCUCUGGUUUUACCUCUUUAGGAGUGGCUUUGAAGAGAUGUCGUCCCCUGUGAUCCGGGAGGCAGAGGUGACACUGACCGCACGGAAACAGAGUGCUCAGAAGAGAGUUUUAAUUCGAGCAUCCCAAGAUGAAAAUUUUGGUAGUGCUACACCAAAAAACCAGGCUAUUCCACGAACUCCCAGCUCAUUUCGACAGCCAUUUACCCCGCUGAGCCGAAGCUGCCCCAGGCCGCCAGAUGUUUCCUGCAUUCUGGGAACAGGAGGGAGGUCUCCCCGACUUACACAGUCUUCGGGGUUCUUGGGAAAUCUCUCCACGGUGACUAAUCUGGACGACAGUUGUUGGGCAGCUGCACUGUCAUCGCAGCGUUCAGGGCUCUUCACAAACACAGAGCCCCACAAUGCAACAGAAGACAUGACCCUCAGCGCGGUCAUGUUGCGAGAGGACGAUCCUGGGGAAGCUGCAUCCAUGAGUAUGUUCUCUGAUUUCCUGCAGUCCUUUUUGAAGCACUCGUCACUUACAGUUUUUGACCUCGUGGAAGAGUAUGAAAACAUUUGUGGUAGUCAGGUGAAUAUAUUGAGUAAAAUAGUGAGUCGGGCAACACCUGGACUUCAGAAGUUUUCAAAAACAGCCAGUAUGCUCUGGCUGCUUCAGCAGGAGAUGGUCACAUGGAGGCUGCUGGCAUCUUUGUACAGAGACAGAAUACAGUCUGAAUUAAAAGAUGAAAAUAUGUUUGAAAUUACUGCUCUUAAUGCAAGUGAAAAAACAGUGGUGGAAACAUUAUUUCAGAGAGAAUCACUUGUUCGACAAAGUCAGCUGGUGGUAGAUUGGUUAGAGAGUAUCGCCAAAGACGAGAUCGGAGAAUUUUCUGAUAAUAUUGAGUUUUAUGCAAAAUCAGUCUAUUGGGAAAACACUCUGCACAUCUUAAAGCAGCGGCAGCUUUCUUCUUACAUAGGAGGUACCCGCCCUCUUGUCACGGAACUGGACCCUGAUGCUCCCAUCCGACAGAAAAUGCCUCUGGAUGACCUAGACAGAGAAGAUGAAGUCAGGUUACUCAAAUACCUUUUCACACUAAUCCGUGCCGGCAUGACAGAAGAGGCACAGCGACUGUGCAAGCGCUGCGGGCAGGCGUGGCGAGCUGCGACUCUGGAGGGCUGGAAGCUGAGCCACGACCCCAACAUCAGUGGAGGAAUCGAGUUGGAACCUGUUGAAGGGAAUCCAUACAGACGCAUUUGGAAAAUAAGUUGUUGGAGAAUGGCAGAAGAUGAACUUUUUAACAAAUAUGAGAGGGCGAUUUAUGCAGCACUAAGUGGGAACCUUAAGCAGCUUCUUCCAGUCUGUGACACGUGGGAGGACACAGUGUGGGCCUACUUCCGGGUCAUGGUGGACAGUCUGGUGGAACAGGAAAUCCAGACAUCAGUGAUGACCCCAGAGGAGACAGAAGAACUCCCCAGGGAGUACAUGGAAGCCAAUUGGACUUUAGAGAAGGUUUUUGAGGAACUUCAAGCUACUGACAAAAAGAGAGUUCUGGAAGAGAAUCAAGAACAUUAUCACACAGUUCAAAAAUUCCUUAUCCUGGGAAACAUUGAUGGUCUGAUGGAGGAGUUCAGCACGUGGCUUUGCAGAGGCAGGGGCAGCCUCCCCGGACACCUGCUGCGCUUCAUGGCCCACCUUGUCCUGUUCUUCCGCACCCUGGGACUGCAGACCAAGGAAGAAGUUUCUGUUCAAGUUUUAAAGACGUACAUACAGCUUCUAAUAAAUGAGAAACAUACAGACCUCAUCGCGUUUUAUACCUGCCAUCUGCCUCAAGACCUCGCCGUUGCCCAGUAUGCACAGUUUCUGGAAAGCGUCACGGAGUUUGAGCAGCGCCACCACUGCCUGGAGCUGGCACGAGAGGCAGAUUUGGAUGUUGCAACAAUAACAAAAACUGUAGUUGAGAAUAUUCGAAAGCAAGAUAAUGGUGACUUCAGCCAUCAUGACCUGGUUUCAGCCCUGGAUACCGGCACCACUGAGGAGGACCGUUUAAAGAUCGACGUGAUUGACUGGCUGGUGUUUGACCCUGCACAGAGGGCAGAAGCCCUGAAACAAGGCAAUGCAAUCAUGAGAAGGUUCCUGGCAUCCAAGAAGCACGAAGCUGCAAAGGAGGUGUUCGUGAAAAUCCCUCAGGAUUCCAUCGCUGAGAUCUACAGUCAGUGGGAGGAGCAAGGGCUAGAGAGCCCACUUCCUGCCGAGGACGACAACGCCAUCCGCGAGCACCUGUGCAUCCGAGCCUACCUGGAAGCCCACGAGACCUUUAAUGAGUGGUUCAAGCAUAUGAAUUCAGCUCCGCAGAAACCGACCGUGGUUCCUCAGGCGACUUUCACUGAGAAGGUCGCUCACGAGCACAAGGAGAGGAAGUAUGAGAUGGAUUAUGGUAUUUGGAAAGGGCAUUUGGAUGCCCUCACCGCCGACGUCAAGGAAAAAAUGUAUAACGUCCUGUUGUUUGUCGAUGGAGGGUGGAUGGUAGAUGUUAGAGAGGAUGCAGAGGACGACGACGAGCGCGUACGCCAGAUGGUCCAGCUGCGGAAGCUGUGUCUGCCGACGCUCUGCUUCCUGCUGCACGCGGUCCUGCACGGCACCGGCCAGUUCCAGGAGUGCCUGCAGCUGGCCGACAUGGUGUCCUCUGAGCGCCACAAGCUGUACCUGGUGUUUUCCAAGGAGGAGCUGCAGAAGCUGCUGCGGCAGCUGCGCGAGUCAUCCCUGGCACUCCUGGACCAGGGGCUGGACCCGCUGGGGUACGAGCCUCCGCCAUAGCCCGCCACUGCAUCACGCUGACUUCGGGACCAGCGGGGGCUUGUAAAUGCCUGCAUUUGUCACGGCUGGGUUUUUUCUUUUGCGUUAUCAUGUAAAAUGUGGACAUUUGACUUCUGUGCCUUUCAGAGGUGACACUUUGAAAACUUAAUGUAAGAAAUCAGUAUUUUCUGUGUGUGUUUGAAUAAGAUUAUAUGAAAAUUGAAGUUUUUUGGUUUUACAAACUCCAGGAUUGUUUCUCUACACGUAAUAAAGAAAUUAAAUUCCCUAGCUAA
This is a messenger RNA of Carlito syrichta (Philippine tarsier), 3164 nucleotides long. It is a transcript of the gene NUP107, whose product is annotated as nucleoporin 107. Gene Ontology annotation, molecular function: structural constituent of nuclear pore. Gene Ontology annotation, biological process: regulation of DNA-templated transcription; mRNA export from nucleus; protein import into nucleus. The record is from RefSeq and is a predicted model, not a curated record. Lineage: Eukaryota; Metazoa; Chordata; Mammalia; Primates; Tarsiidae. The transcript has 27 exons. The coding region runs from base 67 to 2892 and encodes 941 amino acids. Gene Ontology annotation, cellular component: nuclear pore outer ring; nuclear pore.